Molecule: messenger RNA, 249 nt
Organism: Sphenostylis stenocarpa
Lineage: Eukaryota; Viridiplantae; Streptophyta; Magnoliopsida; Fabales; Fabaceae
Source: the annotation of a GenBank genome assembly
AUGGCAAAUUCUCGCAUUGCUAGGUUCUUCAUGGAGGUAGCACCACCUCAGUAUGUUACUGUGAUGAGGCACAGAACAUCAAAGAUGUUGGACACUAUUACUGAAGAUGAGAGGGAGAUUAGCACAAAUGAUUGUGUCAUUUCACCCCCUAAAAGUUCAACAGCUUCAUCUUCUGCUUCUGUCACCAAUACUAAGAGCAGAUACUUCCUGAAGAAAGUCCAUAGAUCCCUCUCAAUUUUGAAUCAGUGA